AUGUCUUACGGUAACCUUCUCGUAUUGGACUAUGCGAACGGCAAGUUGUGGAUUCUCCUCUCAGGGGUGAAGGGGAUCCGCCGUCUCAAGGAAAUCCACUUCGACGAACCGUUACGCGCUCAGGAAGCUUUGGGAAUUAGCGCUAGUGUGAGUCCAUUUACUAGGAAAUUUAAUUUUCAGGGUGACGACGUCUAUGUGGCGUGUUUUAAUCGGUGUGAAGUGCGAAUUUUAUCCUACCUUGAGGGUGGAGUAUUCACCGCUUUGAACGCCGCUGCCGUCCGUUCGCCGUCGCACGCGCAACGCAGCGCCAGCCUUCCGCGACCGCCCGAAAGUCAAGUAUAG
Cylicostephanus goldi is the source of this 342-nucleotide messenger RNA. Lineage: Eukaryota; Metazoa; Nematoda; Chromadorea; Rhabditida; Strongylidae. The record is from the annotation of a GenBank genome assembly.